Molecule: messenger RNA, 1101 nt
Organism: Metarhizium album ARSEF 1941
Lineage: Eukaryota; Fungi; Ascomycota; Sordariomycetes; Hypocreales; Clavicipitaceae
Product: Ribosomal protein L5
Exons: 3
Coding region: 1-1101 (366 amino acids)
Biological process (GO): translation
Cellular component (GO): ribosome; cytosolic large ribosomal subunit
Molecular function (GO): structural constituent of ribosome; RNA binding
Source: RefSeq, a predicted model, not a curated record
AUGUCUGGUGUGCACAAAGGCUCUCGCCUGCUGAAAACCCUAGGUCAAGGGCGUUUCCGCCCGGCGCCUGCACCAUUGUGCGCGAGGAGUUUCUCAUCGCCCCCCGAGGCCAAACCCACCCAGAAUGACGACUUGAGCGAUCUCGAGUCGACGACGACAUUUACACCGGCCGCGCCCGACCAAGAGUCAAUUGAUGCCUUCAACCAAACCGAGUCGUUGGGCGCCAAGGGGAGGAGACUUCCCGGAAGUCGAUACCAGUAUCAUCCUCCCAAGUACUAUCGCGGUCCUCUCCAUCCCGUCCAAACACCGCCAGCAUCCGAUCCCACGGCUCGAGAUUUUGUUCCCGGCCCCUUCAGCUUCCCGCGGCUCAAGCACACCUACGACAGCACCAUCGCCCCGGACCUGUUGACCAUGACGUACCAGCACACUCCUCCGGGCACCGCGCCCGUUGUUUCGCAAAAGGGCACCCUGAGGCAGUGGGACGGCUCUUCUCCCUACCACAAGAACAGGCCCGCCCGAGGUCCCCGCGGCGGCGGCUCCUCCAGACUCGGCAUACUCGAGCGCAACAUCAACUGGAACAACAUCCCCGAGAUUGAGGCCGUCACCAUCAACUCGUACGCCCCCAACGCCGCCCAGAACAAGGAGUAUCUGCACGUAGCCCGUGCGGUGGUCCAGGCCAUCAGCGGCGCUUACCCCCAGGUCACGACCGUCAAGCACCAUGUGAUCCAUUGGGGUGUCCGCAAGGGCGACAAGGCCGGCUCCAAGGUGACGCUCCGCGGUGGUGCGGCCUAUGAGUUUGUCGACAAGCUGGUGACGCUGGUCCUGCCCAAGAUCAAGGACUGGCCGGGCAUCAAGGCCUCUACCGGCGAUGAUUCGGGUAAUUUGGCAUUUGGCAUGAAGCCAGAAUGGAUGGCUUACUUUCCCGAGAUAGAGUUCAACUACGACGCCUACAGCAUGCUGAUUAUCUCUGCGCAGAUGUAUCCCCCCAAGCUCGUGCCCGGAUGCGACAUCUUUAUUCACACAACGGGCACGUCUGACCGGCAGGGACGCUUAUUGAUGGAGGCACUGGGAUUCCCAUUCUACGGCAAGGCUACCCGUUGA